Monascus purpureus is the source of this 600-nucleotide messenger RNA. The record is from the annotation of a GenBank genome assembly. Lineage: Eukaryota; Fungi; Ascomycota; Eurotiomycetes; Eurotiales; Aspergillaceae.
AUGGUUGCCGGUGCACUGGCAGUAGUUCUCCUGCCGGAUUUCCCUCGCUCUGGUCAGCAUAAAUGGUUGAACGAGCAAGAGCAGCGUUUCUUCCCAACUAUCGCCAGCACGCUGGGCUUUAGCAACAUUAUCACUCUUCUGAUCAUCGCGCCGGUGUAUAUGUUCGGGUUCUUCACAUCCCUUGCAAAUUCCUUGGUCGCCAAUUCCGUCGACUACCGUGCCAUCCUGAUCGUUUGGCCGCUUUGCCUGGAUGUCGUGGGAAAUGCCAUGGUCAUCUCCUCCCAUGUCACAGCUGUCCGGUACAUUGAAAUGUUUCUGAUGUGUGCUGGCUCGUAUUCUGCGUUCAACGUCGUGCAUGCGUGGGUUGCCAGCACCAUUCCACGUACCCGAACGAAAAGGGCGGUUGUAUAUGCUUUGGUAAACCUGUUCGGAAAUUCUUCGAAUAUUUACGGUUCUUACUUCUUCCCCACAUCCGAUUCUCCUCAAUAUCGCACCGGCGGCAUCAUUCUAUCCUCUUUUGCGGCUGGUGGAGUGGUGUCUUCUGUCGUUUUGGGUCUCUAUCUUCGUCGGUUGAAUGCCAAGGCACGUACAGCUGAGUGA